Daktulosphaira vitifoliae (grape phylloxera) is the source of this 1030-nucleotide messenger RNA. RefSeq names its product 18S rRNA aminocarboxypropyltransferase. Lineage: Eukaryota; Metazoa; Arthropoda; Insecta; Hemiptera; Phylloxeridae. The coding region runs from base 146 to 880 and encodes 244 amino acids. The transcript is spliced from 5 exons. Gene Ontology annotation, molecular function: rRNA small subunit aminocarboxypropyltransferase activity. Gene Ontology annotation, biological process: maturation of SSU-rRNA. The record is from RefSeq and is a predicted model, not a curated record.
AUAAGACACAACACGAUCUCAAGAUAUACAAAAUAUUGACUUUUAUAUUUAUCUAUUGUUCUUAUUAUUUUAUUAUAUAUUAGAAUUAUUACUCUUAUUUUUAGUGUUUAAAGUUAUUUGUUUUAAUUUAGCUAAUUUUUUAUUCAUGUAUAAAAUGGCUUCAUUUGAAGAAUAUAACAAAGAAGAAGAAAUUUGCCAAGAUUUAUCUAAUAUAGCAAUUAAUGAGAGUAGCUUUUGUGAAAAUUCAUCUUUAGAAGAUAGUGAUUGCAGCAGUGAAGAAUCUAUUGAAUUAAAAGUACCAUUUAAAGUUGGAAUGUGGGAUUUAAAACAUUGUGAUCCCAAAAAAUGUACUGGUAGAAAAUUGAUGAGAAUGGAAAUGAUCGACAAACUAGGAUUCUCAGCUAUGUUCAAUGGCAUUGUUUUAUCGCCCAUCGCUACUGAAACAGUAUCUGCAAAAGACAGUAUCAUUAUGUCCAAAUAUGGAGUAGCUGUUGUUGACUGUUCAUGGGCACGUCUUCAAGAGACUCCAUUCCAUAAAUUACAAAACAAAAAAGCAAAAAAAAACCUUAGACUAUUACCUUAUUUAAUUGCGGCUAAUCCUGUAAAUUAUGGUCAUCCAAGUAAACUUUCCUGUGUAGAAGCUUUAGCUGCAGCUAUGUAUAUAACAGGUUUCAAAGAAAUUGGUGACCUAUAUUUAUCCAAAUUUAAUUGGGGUCCUACAUUUAUUAAACUUAAUCAAAAUUUACUAAAUGUUUAUGCUAAAUGUAAAGAUGGGAAAGAAAUCAUUUUAUUCCAAAAUAAAUAUUUAGAAACACUUGAUAACGAUCGACAUAACAAAAGAAGCUCAAGUUCAUCGAGUGAAUCCAGUGACAAUGAAUAGAUUUAUAUAAAUUAAGACUUUAUAAUGUUAUUUUAAUUUGAUGCAUAUUUUUAUAAUUGGAGACUGAUACAUAAAAUUAUUUUAAUAUCUGCAUUUUAUCAUUUAUAAAUAAAUUAUAAAUGUCAAAUAUAUUAUAAUUUUUGAUUAUAA